This is a messenger RNA of Purpureocillium lilacinum, 294 nucleotides long. The record is from RefSeq and is a predicted model, not a curated record. NCBI's taxonomy places the organism in Eukaryota, Fungi, Ascomycota, Sordariomycetes, Hypocreales, Ophiocordycipitaceae.
AUGCCAUCUCGUCGACGCGUCCAAAUUAGCAAAGUCACUGCAGUGAGCCGACCUGCCUGCCUAUGUCGAGCCGCAGCCACCUGCCGAGACACUCAAACGCACUUACACCCACCAACCCACUUCACUUGGCCCCCAAACGUCCUCGCAAACGAAUUCAAUCUCUCAUUCGCUCUCGCUGUUACACCCAACGCCGACGACGCCUCGUCCCGGGUGCUGAGCUGCCGUGCGCCGCGCCCUUCACCUCAGCCGGCGGGCCAUCUCGGGCAGCCGGGCUCCGCCCGGAUGGCUGCCUGA